AUGGAAAUGGAGGAUUACGGAGGAGGAGAGUUUGUAUAUGAAUCAGACGAAUGGGAAGAUGGGGAAAUAGAUCUCCGAGAUGACGACGAAAUAGACAGAAAAAAAGAAAAGGAACUUCGAAUGAGAAAUCGGAAGACUAUUAUUUACUUAAAGUAUGUGGAUAAACACUUGAAGGGAAUGAAGAAAUUAAACAAAGAAUUGGUAGAUUCUGAUGAAGCUGAGACAAUAGAUAAAUCUACGGCGGCUCGAAUGAUAGAUGUUUCCAGUACUUCUCGGUUCUUCUCUGACUUUAUGUCGAGUGAGACACCAGCUGAAACUUCUGAUAGUGAGGACGAGGCAAAAGAAUCCAACACAGAGUCUUCUGAUAUAUCGUCGAGGGAGAGUGGCUCCAAAAGAGUUCGAGCCAAUAAUGAAAACGAAGGAAUAUCAGAAAAACGUCGCCGAGUUGAUAGCAAAUAUCAAGGAGAAUCAGAUGCCCCAACCCCAGAAAUAAUUCCAAUUCCACGAAAGAAAUAUCCAUAUAUUCAUAAAGUUCUCGACUCACUCGGAAUAAAAGUCGAAAACGUACUGCACCUCUUUCAAUACGCUGUCAAUCCGCCGAGUGUCUUGGAUAUCGCCAACGGACCAGUCCAGCGUGAUGAAGCCGAAGGAGUGCAAGUGAGAGAUAUGCGAAGCCCACCUGGCACGGGCGGCGGUAGUGGCGGACAAGCUCACGUCGUGGAAAGGAUGGACUCACCGCAAAAGCGCUUUUCGCGCUAUGCGAAACUCGCCAGAAUCGACUCGUUCAAUCAUCAAUUUGAGAGAAUUGACCCAUGA
Caenorhabditis remanei is the source of this 816-nucleotide messenger RNA. RefSeq lists its product as uncharacterized. The record is from RefSeq and is a predicted model, not a curated record. NCBI's taxonomy places the organism in Eukaryota, Metazoa, Nematoda, Chromadorea, Rhabditida, Rhabditidae. The transcript has 5 exons. Bases 1 to 816 code for a protein of 271 amino acids.